Molecule: messenger RNA, 678 nt
Organism: Suillus clintonianus
Lineage: Eukaryota; Fungi; Basidiomycota; Agaricomycetes; Boletales; Suillaceae
Exons: 9
Coding region: 1-678 (225 amino acids)
Source: RefSeq, a predicted model, not a curated record
AUGUCACGGUCACACGCCUUCGUCAGAGACUUGACCUUUCAGACCCAAGAUCUCGGCAAGGAGACGACGAUCAUGCUUACUUUCGAUGCCAACAUAAAAGGCCUCUACGAGGAGUCCUUCCCCGUAGUUUGGAAGGUCAGCACAUUCGGAGAGACGGGCGAGUAUACCACAUCCUUCCUGGCCAAUUGUCCAUAUAGUGUGAGCGUGACCUACACGAACCAGCUUGCUUUCUCCAAACCACAAGUCGUUAAUGAGUCCAUCGUUGGCGCUGAAACCUGUGUCGACAUCAACGUUGGCGAAAAAACCAGCUUGACCAAGACUGAUGAUGUCUUCCGGUUCUCUACCCCUGAGAAGGGAGCCACCGGUUUUCUGCAGGCCAUGAACAACACUGGAACCACUCAGGACUUCGCAGUCGGCUUCGAGACCCCUGGAGAGUUGAUGCCUAAGCCGGCUCUCUUCUUCGGCGGAGUUGGAGACGGCGGUCACGUCACGGCACAGUUCACUCCGAUACUGCGGGUCUACGUCACCUCGGACUAUCAAGAGACUGCGAUCAUACGAGGUGCCAUCGACACCCCUGCAAUAUGGAAGCAGAACCUCGCCGGGCUUGCUGAUUCCACGACCUGGAACCUUAACCGGGACUUGGUCACUGGACAUUACACGAUCACUCAGGCUCCAUGA